Nicotiana tabacum (common tobacco) is the source of this 2574-nucleotide messenger RNA. NCBI's taxonomy places the organism in Eukaryota, Viridiplantae, Streptophyta, Magnoliopsida, Solanales, Solanaceae. The record is from RefSeq and is a predicted model, not a curated record.
AUGAUUUGGUUUGCUGAAGGAGAUAGGAAUACAAGUUUCUUUCACAAUCAUGUCAAUGGCAAAAGAAAGAAAUUGCAACUGAAGAGGAUUAAAAGUGGCAGUGGGGUAUGUAUUGAAGACCAGGAGCAAUUGGCUACAACUGCAGUGGAAUUCUAUCAAAAACAGUUCACAAAUGAAGGUGAUGCUUCUGAAUUUUCCUUGCUCAAUAAUGUACCUUCAAUGGUCACCAUGGAUCAGAAUUUGGAACUUAGCAGAUUGCCAACAAUUGAAGAAGUAAGGGCAGAAGUUUUUGAGCUUAGUGGGGACAGUGCUAGUGGUCCUGAUGGAUUCAAUGUCCUGUUUUAUCAAACAUGCUGGGAUGUUAUUGGUGCUGAUAUACACAACAUGGUGCUACACUUCUAUGGAGGAGCUGCAUUGCCUAAAUCCAUCACUUACACCAAUCUAGUGUUGCUACCCAAGAAACCUAGAGUUGAGACCUUCUCUGACUUAAGACCUAUUAGUUUGAGCAACUUCACUAACAAGGUCUUGUCUAGGGUGUUACAUGACAGAUUGGAGAGUUUACUGCCAUCUCUAAUAUCUCCUAAUCAAUCCGAAUUUAUAAAGGGUAGGAGUAUAUUUGAGAACAUCUUAUUGACUCAAGAAAUUGUCACUGACAUAAGGUUAAGUGGAAAGCCAGCUAAUGUGGUGAUCAAGCUUGAUAUGGCAAAGGCCUAUGAUAGGGUUUCAUGGAAGUACUUGUUGCAUGUGCUAAGGAAGAUGGGAUUUUCUGAGCACUUCAUCAACAUGGUGUGGAGCUUGAUAUCAAAUAACUGGUAUUCAGUAUUGGUGAAUGGGAAGUCCUCAAGGUUCUUUAAGUCUACAAGGGGUGUGAAGCAAGGGGAUCCCCUAUCUCCAGCAUUGUUCAUUCUGUCAGCUGAGGUACUUUCCAAGUCUUUGAAUAAGCUCUUUGAAGACAGGUCAUUUGUGGGAUUUGGAAUGCCUAAGUGGUCUGAUCCUUUAAACCAUUUGGCAUAUGCUGAUGAUACCAUAAUCUUUGCAUCUGCUUAUCUUCCCUCCUUGAGCAAGAUUAUGGCAGUGUUGGGGAACUAUGAGAAGAUAUCAGGUCAGAUGAUCAACAAAGAUAAGAGUUCAUACUACAUGCAUUCAAAGGUUGCUAAUGGAUUGUUUCAGGCAGUUGGAGCUAUUACAGGAUUUGCAAGAGUCCUUGAUCCAACAAACAACAUCCUGGAGCAUCUACAUAAGAUUUUUGCUAGGUUCUUUUGGAGCACAAAGGAAGAAGGGAGAAGUAGACACUGGGCUUCAUGGCAAAAUCUUUUCCUUCCUACAGAGGAAGGGGGCCUAGGUUUUAGGUCCUUACAUGAUGUCUCAAGGGCACUGUUUGCUAAACUAUGGUGGAGGUUUAGGACCACAAAAUCUUUGUGGUCUAAUUUCACGUGGAAUAAGUAUUGCAAGAAGGAGCUACCCACAAUGGUGCAUUUUAGGAAAGGGUCUCAUGUUUGGAGACAAAUGCUGAAUGCUAGGGAAGAAGUAGAACAUGAGAUUGAGGUGGCAGAACUGCGGCAAGGGGAAAUAUGGGAUGUUCAGCUGCUAGAUCAAACUUUCAAUGAGGAAGUUUCAGAACAUAUAAGGCUAAAUAUGCAUUAUGAAGGCAAUGAGGGAUAUUGGGAUAGGCCAUACUGGAUGCCAACUCCUUCAGGCAAGUUCAGUGUUAGCAGUGCUUGGCAAAUAUUAAGGCAUAGAGCUGAUCCUAAUAAGGAAUUCAAGUUAAUGUGGAUUAAAGGUUUGCCUUUCAAGAUAUCCUUCUUCUUGUGGAGAUUGUGGAGGCAGAAAAUAGCUACUGAUGACAUGUGGAGGAGGAAAGGGCAAAUGGUGAUGUCUAGGUGUUGGUGUUGUCAGCAGCCCCAAGAGGAAUCCAUUCAGCAUAUAUUUGUCACAAGUCCUACUACCUCUACGGUAUGGAACUUCUUCAUGGGGGCGGCUGGAAUUACUGUGCCAUUGAUUCAAUUGAAGCAGGUUAUUAGACAUUGGUGGUAUGCUCAGUGUUGUCCAAAAUUAAAGCCACUGUUUCAAGCAGUACCAGCUAUCAUCACUUGGGAGCUUUGGAAGAGAAGAAAUGCAGGUAAACAUGGGAGUUCAGUGUCCAUAAAUAGGGUGAUUCAUGAGAUAAAUAGGACAUUGCAUCAACUGGCAAGGCUUCCUUUUCAUGAUUGGUACAAAUGUAAUACUGAUGGAGCCUCAAAGGGUAAUCCUGGACCUAGCUCCCUAGGAUUUUGUGUGAGGGAUGAUGAAGGUGAUAUGGUGUAUACUAGGGCAGUAGACAUGGGAGUGACAACUAAUGUGGUAGCUGAAGCUAAGGCUAUUCUUCAAGGGUUGGAAUACUGUGUGGAGCACGAUCUUCACCCUCUGAUAUUGGAGACUGAUUCGUUGGUGAUGAAGAAGGUGAUAGAAGGGGAAUGGGAUCCUCCUUGGAAUGAUGUCUACAUUAAAGGUUCUAGUUGGGAAGGAUCCGAGCUUACAAGAUCACAAAAAGGCACAGUUUCAAAGCCUGGCCUUUGCCUUGCAAAGCCUGCUUAA